Helianthus annuus (common sunflower) is the source of this 501-nucleotide messenger RNA. Its product is annotated as agamous-like MADS-box protein AGL62. Bases 1 to 501 code for a protein of 166 amino acids. NCBI's taxonomy places the organism in Eukaryota, Viridiplantae, Streptophyta, Magnoliopsida, Asterales, Asteraceae. The record is from RefSeq and is a predicted model, not a curated record. The transcript has a single exon. Gene Ontology annotation, biological process: regulation of transcription by RNA polymerase II. Gene Ontology annotation, molecular function: DNA-binding transcription factor activity, RNA polymerase II-specific; RNA polymerase II cis-regulatory region sequence-specific DNA binding; protein dimerization activity.
AUGGUUCUUCCUGGAGCAGUUAGCAUGAAGAAGAAGAAGAUUACCAAAGGCCGUAAGAAAAUAGAAGAAACCAACAGCCGUCGAGUAACCUUCUCCAAACGCCGCACCGGACUUUUUAAAAAAGUCUCCGAACUUUGCAUCUUAACCGGAGCCCAAAUCGCUAUUCUUGUUAAUUCUCCCGGCGGUAGGGUUUUCACAUUCGGCCACCCAAACUUCCACGUUCUUCUUGACCGUUAUCUCAAUAAUAAUAACACCACCAACGUUAACAACUACUCUCCACCACCUUUGCCGACAAAGGAGUUUAAUGAACAUUACGUGGAGGUCUCAAGGGAACUGGAGGCGGAGAAGAAGCGGAGGGAGAUGAUGCCGGCGUCGAGUAGCGGCGGAUUGCCGUGGUUUGAGGAGGGUACGGACUACGGAGGGGCUAGCGGUGGAGGAGUUGGAGCAGUAUUUGCGGUCGUUGGUGGGGUUGGAGAAGAAGGUGUUGACAAGAGCGGAUGA